This is a messenger RNA of Phaedon cochleariae (mustard beetle), 4026 nucleotides long. Lineage: Eukaryota; Metazoa; Arthropoda; Insecta; Coleoptera; Chrysomelidae. The record is from the annotation of a GenBank genome assembly.
AUUCAUUUCAUUGUCUUUCCUGAUAAAAUGUGAUAAGAAUAAAAAUCACUAUCUUUAUUACACGAACAAAUCUUGGAAUCAUGAGCAAAUCAUGAGACUAUCUUGAAAAAUGUAUCCAAAGUGGAAUAAAAAUAUACAUGUUGAUAAUAUAAGAGAUCAUCCAUCCCACACUGAAUAGCUCUGAUAUAGUGGUACAAAGGAAAAUGUUGAAAAUAUGGAAAAUUUUGACAAGAAAAAAAGUUAUUGAUCCAGCAACAGCAGAAGACUCCAGACUAUCCAGGAUUUUGAAUACCUUUGACUUAACAGCACUUGGUGUUGGUAGCACUUUGGGAGUGGGUGUCUAUGUUUUAGCUGGACAUGUUGCCAAAGACACUGCUGGGCCUGCUGUUAUCUUGUCUUUCCUCAUUGCUGCCAUAGCUUCUGUCUUCGCAGGACUGUGCUAUGCCGAAUUUGGUGCUAGAACUCCCAGAGCCGGCUCAGCUUAUAUUUACAGCUAUGUAUGUGUUGGGGAAUUUAUUGCAUUUGUCAUAGGAUGGAAUCUUAUCUUGGAAUAUGUCAUAGGAUCUGCAAGUGUGGCCAGGGGAAUUACAGUCUAUUUGGAUAUGCUAAUCAAUAAUACUCUUCAGGAUGCAUUUAUUGAAGUUGCUCCCAUUAACAUUCCAUAUUUAUCAAAAUAUUUUGACUUUUUUUCGUUUGGGAUAUCACUACUCCUAGCAGUUGCUUUGGCAUUUGGACUCAAAGAGAGCAGUUUGGCGAACAACAUUUUCACUACAGUGAAUGUCUUAGUUGUUUUAUUUGUUAUUAUAUUUGGAUCUAUAAAAGCUGAUACUGCAAACUGGUAUAUACAACCUACAAAUUCAUCUAAUUCCACUGUAAUUGGUAAGGGUGGUUUCUUCCCUUUUGGUAUAGAAGGUAUGAUAAAAGGUGCUGCAACUUGUUUUUAUGGCUUUGUUGGUUUUGAUUGUAUUGCUACUACCGGGGAAGAAGUAAAAAAUCCUAAGAAAGCCAUACCGAUUUCCAUCAUCUUAUCAUUAUCCAUCGUGUUUUUGGCAUAUUUUGGAACCUCCACUGUUGUUACUCUGAUGGUACCAUAUUAUCUUCAGAAUCCUGAUGCUCCUAUACCCUUUGCUUUUGAACACAUUGGCUGGGAAUGGGCAAAGUGGAUAGUGUCUAUUGGUGGAAUAUUUGGACUGUGUGCCAGCUUGUUUGGGGCAAUGUUUCCUUUGCCAAGAAUAAUAUAUGCGAUGGCUAAUGAUAGCUUGGUAUUCAAAUUUCUGGGAAAAGUUAGCCCAAGAUUUCAAACCCCUGUCAUCGGUACUCUAGUUGCUGGAUUAUUAACAGGUCUCAUGGCUGCAAUAUUCGAUCUUAAGCAACUCGUCAAUAUGAUGUCAAUCGGUACACUUUUAGCCUAUACUAUCGUAGCAGCUAGCGUUCUUCUUUUGCGAUAUUCGAAUGAGGAAGUAAGGUUAUACAUGCCUGUACAGACUGUAUCAGAUUCUGAUGACAGUGACACAUACACUGAUAAUAGGGAGGGUUUUCCUAAUGAUGUUGAUCAGAGUUAUGAUGAAAGUGAGCCGUUGAGGUAUGAGUCUAAUAGUAGUUCAAAUGUGAUUAGGCAUAUCUUCAACUGUGGUCUAAAUCAACAACCAACUAAAAUUUCUGAAUCCAUAGUAGCAGUGGAAGUGUUUUUGUACUGCUUCAUUUGUUUACUGAUCUGCCUCUGUGCGAAAUUCUGGAAGGAUAAUAUACUUAACGGCGAAAUUUGGGCUAUUUCCUUGACGUCAGUGACGGUUCUCUUGGCCGUUUUAUUGAUGAUGUCGAUGGUUACACAACCGACUUCCAAAAAGCAACUGUCCUUCAAAGUACCAUUGGUACCACUGAUUCCAGCACUCAGCAUAUUAAUCAAUAUUUAUCUGAUGCUGAUGCUGGAUGUGAAUACCUGGAUACGAUUUGGCGUUUGGAUGGCACUAGGCAUCAUCAUUUACUAUUAUUCCCAUAGACCAUAUUAUGAAGAUGCGCAAAUAAAAAACGGUAAAAUUAACGGCACCGAAAAACACAAUGGCCUCUAUUUUUCUAAUAACGGUUUCGAAGACGACACUCUGAAAGUAACAGGAACUGGCGAGACUAAGAAGAAACGCGCCCCCUCACCACCGAGAAAAUCCGAGGACAAAACGAUAGAAAUCCAACAAGAACUGCAAAAACUCGACAGAAUGCUAGACGAAGUCCUAGACAAAUCCAUUUUAGAGCGUAGCGUAUCUAUCAGUAGCGUAUCCGUUUCGGAUGUGCCCCUGCGUGAAGAAAGCGUAGUCGCCGAUGUGCAUCGUGACAAUGUCAUUUCGUUCGUUGAGCCAGAUCCUUCCCCCUCCCCUCCUGCUUUUGUUGCUGCUCCUUCACCGCCUGUCACUCCCGCAGCCUCGCAAAUUCCACUAGAAGAGUCAGAAGACGGGAAAACCAACUUGCAAACUUCAUUCGAAGUGUCUUCACCGCCUGACACUCCCCCUACUUUGCAAACUUCAUUCGAGGAGUCUGAGGACGAGAAAGACAACCCGCAAACUUCACCAGAUGGGUCGGAGGACGAAAAGACUCCCCCUCCUUCUCCGAUAGGGAGCGAAGAGGUUGUUGCCCCUCCUCCACCGCCAUUCCCUCCGCCUGAUGUCGGUAAGGUAGUGCGCCUACCGAGGAUCACGGCUGGUAAUCUGCAGAGGACUACUUUGAAGUCGGUGGAAAUCAGGAAAAAAGAGAAAGAUGCCGAGUUCGAGCCUGACGAUGAUAAUCUGAGGGUGGGGUCGAACAAGACUAAAUCUUUCAUGGAAAAUCUUGAAGGCAAGUUGAAGAAGAUAAGAUUCAGUAGUCCUCCUUAUGUGAACUAUGAGAAGAAGCUCGUUGUCCCGGUAGAACCGACUGUUGAGAAGAAGAAGAAUGAAAACGUUAUCGAGGAGAGUAUCGAUAAGAAUGAAGCGAAGGCAAAAUUGGGGCUGUUUGUGAAUGCCAGAUUGAGUGGUUUGGGUAGUCCAGAGAAAGUUAGGACAUCGAAAAGUUUGAUAGAAAAUGUAGAUGUGACUAGUGAAGGUCCAAUAAUUGAAGUAGAAACACCUGUUGUUGGGGAACCUGAGAACAACAGUGAGGUUGUUGCUGAGAAAAAUAUUUUGAACGAAGAUUUUAUGGCGCAUAAAGGAAGAAUGAACACUAUAUUCAGGAGUAUCAAUUUGAAAAGUCUGGAAUCUCUGAAGAAACCUGAGUUCUCUCGUGAUGUUAAAACUUUGGGCCAUAAAAUAGAUGACAAGGCAAAGCAUAGACAGGCGAUGAAUGAAAUUUUUAGAACAAUCGAAUUGAGAAGAACUGGUAGUAGAAAAAAUUCAAUUGUGUAGAUAAUAAACAAUGAAUGAGAUUAAUUCAGACCAAUAGUGGUUCGGAGUUCAAAGUUGUCCGCCCCAUUUGUGACACACCCUGCUUAUAUCCUCAUGUUGCAUGUUCUGCUUUAACUAUAUAUGGCUUGCUUAGUGGGGUUUAUUUGGGUUUGAAAGAACAACUUGAAUGACUUGUGUCUAUUGAAUUAAUAUGUUUCUUUUGGAUUUGUUGGGACUUCAUACUUAUAGGACAUUCUUGUGAAAACCCAGUAGUUCAUAGGAAGCCCUCAUACAUAUUAUUUGAAAAAAUAUACCAUUUCAACUUCAAAUUCAGAUCAUUUUCGAUUUGGAAUAACCAAAUUCUCAUUGGGGCCGAAUGAUUCAUAAUUGAUUUUACACACCCAAUUUGAAAAUAAACGUAAUGUAAUCGAAACUAAAAUAAUUCAUUUCAUAGUUUCUCUCAAUGCACUGAACAAUGAUUUGAUGUUCUUCAGUGAUUUUAGCCCUUCUCUUACCUCCCCAUAGUGUUUUUACCUCAUCAAAAUUCUUCACCUUUUGAAAAUCCGUUUCAAUCACAAUUUUUAUCGAAUAUUGUAGAAAAUGUUUUCGAUUAUUGUUUUUUUGGCAUAUUGCAGCUCAAUUAUAAUAUACGACAAAUGAUUGCAUUUUAAUUUCGAAU